Messenger RNA from Caenorhabditis briggsae, 843 nucleotides. Bases 1 to 843 code for a protein of 280 amino acids. Lineage: Eukaryota; Metazoa; Nematoda; Chromadorea; Rhabditida; Rhabditidae. The record is from RefSeq and is a predicted model, not a curated record. The transcript is spliced from 4 exons.
AUGACGCAACUCACCAGCAACUUCAAGCAGUUUUCGAACCAACAAAACUCGAAUUAUCAACAGCAAUUUUAUAAUUUUGACUCCCUCAAUAAUUCGUCACAGCGAAUCGACGAUAUUCAUUAUUAUGUAAGAGAGCCCAACGGAAAACGACCGUUUCCCACCGAAUUCGAAUUGGACAUGGAAUAUGUGCCGAGAACGAAGCGACGAUAUGAUAAAAUAAGUGCGUGUCUGGAGAGCUUCUCGAUCUCCAACGACAAACCGAAUCCUAUAAAUCUUGAGUCCUCAUCUGACGAAGAGAUGGACGAGGUGACGGUUCCAGAAUACGACGAGGAGAUCGAGUCGACGUCUACACCUGUAGUCGUGGAGCCAGAUGACGAGCCAGCUGUUGCCAAGAAGAUUCGGUUGGAUGGAUCGCUUCAAAAGUAUUUGGAGAAGUGCAAGCAAGAUCCGUAUGCCUUUCUGCCAAAAACCGAAACACUGAAAGGCAACGAAGUAGCGAUCUGGCAGCCGACGAUCCUCGUUUCGCCCAAAAAUGACAACAACAUGUUCGGUCGAAUUCAGGAGAUUGACGAUGAGGAGGAAGAACGUUUAAACGAGGAGAUCAAGUCUCGAAUCAUUGAAAACGAGGGGAUGGUCGAUGAGGACACUUCUCGUCAAGAAGAGACCAUUGGCAUCGUAGAGCUGGGCUCCGGCUCCGAUCACAGUGACAUUGGCUCAUCGUGGAGCUCCCCGAUCCCAUCGCCAAUUGGCUCCUCCACUCAUAUCGUUGAACUGGACCCCGGCUCGCCGAACAGUUUGACGAAUGGAAGUGUCAGUGAUGAGGAAAUGAUGGAGUUUGAUUGA